Annulohypoxylon truncatum is the source of this 3171-nucleotide messenger RNA. RefSeq names its product P-loop containing nucleoside triphosphate hydrolase protein. The record is from RefSeq and is a predicted model, not a curated record. Gene Ontology annotation, molecular function: ATP hydrolysis activity; ATP binding. Bases 1 to 3171 code for a protein of 1056 amino acids. NCBI's taxonomy places the organism in Eukaryota, Fungi, Ascomycota, Sordariomycetes, Xylariales, Hypoxylaceae. The transcript has 2 exons.
AUGGCCCCGUUCCUGAAACCUGAUGUCGAUAACGACGAGGAUGAUUCCCAAAGCUGCACCAGUGGUGAUUGCAGCAUAUACUCGUCAUCAAUCUCUUCGUCUCCAUCGAUAUGUGUUAGUAUGGAUUCUGCUUCCACUCUGAAGCCCUCUAACUCCACACAGUUCAAUACUAAACCUCAGCCUCUCAAAGAGAAGAAUGAGGGCACUGGAACGCAAAACACGCAUGGCGACUGCACGAAAGAUGUCACUUCGACCAUUUCCGACACUACCAAACAGAUAGAAUGUGACAUGGUUCGCCCCCGAUUCCACUAUCGGUCUCGAUCUGCGCCCGGCUUUCCCCAUUCUAUCCCUCCAGAUGGUCCUACAACUAUGAUCGACGAAGUUAACGACUUGAAGUCUUUCUAUCAGACCUGGAAGAAAUACGCCGUGACAGAGGAUCCAGAACCAGACGCCAUCAAAGACGAGAAGGAUGAACUGGAAACUUUUCCUACCGACGACGCCUUCGUUUUCCCAUUUUUCCAUUUGGAUUCUUCGAACUUUGGAUUCCACAAAUACCCUUUUCGAUUCCCCUUCUUCCACCUAGACCCCUCGAUCUUCGACGCACGCCGACGGCGAAUAAUAUUCCCGUUUUCUCACUUGGCGCCAUCUCUCUUCGAAUGCGAACCAAGGUCUAUGAGAAAGCCAGGUUCACCUCUUGAGAAGCUCAUGAAGAUGAUCGGGCUAGAAGAAGUCAAAAAGGAAUUCCUUUCCGUUCGGGAUCGAGUCAAGGCAGCUAAAGCUCGCAAGGAGAUGCCUCCAUCAAGGAGUUUGAAAUUAGACCUAAUAAUAACAGGAAAUUCCGGCACGGGCAGAUCAACCAUUGCCAAUAUUUACAGAGAUUAUCUUUAUUUUCUAGGUAUUGGGCCGGUGUGUACCUCGAUGGACGGUAGACAAAAUGACAGUUAUCGACAAAUGGAACGCAUGAUGCGUCAUCCCAUGUCUUCUUUUCUAGUCCGUGGCUUACCAGACGACCUUAGUGACUACAGCUACGACCCGUACCGGAUAAACGGGCGUAAUGACCAGGAUUCUAUCCUCGUAGUUGAUACCGACAACGAAAAGCUCAAAGGAAUAUUCAGCCAGCCAGAAGCUCAUGGUCGCUUUUCUCGACGGCUUAACCUCAAAGAUUACACCGACGACGAGCUACUCGCAAUCCUGAUCUGUUUGUUGAAGAAGGAUUCCUUGAAGGUCAAAGGUGGAUUCGACGCGCCGUUCCUCCGCAUGUUUGCUAGAAAGGUUGGACACGGACGAGGCCAAAAUAAUUAUAAGAACGUCAACACGCUCAAAGACGAGAUAAAGAAAGUGCUUCACCGGCGCGCUGAGCGUUUAGAGAAGGCAACGCAAGGGGAGACCAACAUGAUUGUGGGCAUUCAUAACCGAUCCUACGACUUGACGGAAUCGGACUUUUUCGGAAACCCUCCGAUAGACAUCUACAAGGAAAGCGAGGCAUGGAAGAAGCUUGAGAAGAUGGCUGGCAUGGAGAAGAUAAAGAAUACCAUAAAGGGGCUGAUUUCUCGACGAAAUAUGAAUUAUACUCACGAAAGGGCCGGAGAAAAACCCUUGAAAACUUCGCACAACUACGUUUUCCUAGGACCGCCCGGAACGGGGAAAACAACCGUAGCGGCACUCUUCGGUCAGAUAAUCGCGGAGCUUGGAUUUAUCGACAGCAGUGAAGUGGUCCUGAAGACGCCAUCGAACUUUCUCGGGAAGUAUGUUGGACACUCGGAAGACGAGACGCGAAAAAUCCUGGAGGAAACGGAAGGCAAGACUCUUAUUAUCGACGAAGCACACAUGUUCUACCAUGGCUCGGAGUAUGGCACAGACAAAUCGGACAUAUUCCGAAAAGGCAUCGUGGAUACCAUCGUCGCUCACGUCGACAACGAACCUGGGAACAACCGAUGCAUCAUCCUAGCGGGAUACCCGGACCGAAUGAAAGAGUUCUACCGCAACACCAACCCCGGAUUUCAAAGAAGAUUCCCCCUAGAGGAUGCCUUUGUGUUCGAAAACUACGACGUCAAAACUCUAAGCAACAUUCUCGACAUCAUGCUUGGCCAAGAUGGCAUCAUGGCUACCGACGAAGCGAAAUCCGUCGCGAUGGAAAUCCUCCAAAGAGAACGCGAGCUGCCGAACUUUGGCAACGGAGGCGCGGUCCGCAACCUAAUCAGCCGGGCACUAGCCUUAUAUAACAACCGAACGUCGUCGAUUUCAAGAGAACACCAAGACGCAGACAGCGAAACGAGCCGCAUCGUCCUAGAACCCCGCGAUUUCGACCCGGAGUACGACCGCGGACUUCGGAACCAGAAGGAUUACCGCUCGCUGUUCAAGGACCUGGUCGGCUUUCAGGACAUCAUUUCGGUCUUCCAGGGCUACCAGACGAUGACGGCGAACAUGCUCCAGUACGGCCUCGAUCCGCGCGAGGAAGUCCCGUUCAGCUUCGUCUUCAAAGGGCCGCCAGGUACAGGAAAAACCACGACUGCGCGGGCCCUAGGCCAGAUUUACUAUAGCAUGGGGCUCCUCUCCACCACGGAAGUCAUGGACUGUUCGGUGACCGACCUCGUGGGGACCGGGACCGGGCUCACGGGGCCCAAGGUGCAGAACCUCCUAGAGCGGGCCCUGGGCAAAGUCCUGUUCGUCGACGAGGCGUACCGCAUGGGGCAGACGGACCUCGCGGGCGUCUUCAUCAACCGGUUCGCGCAGGAAGCCGUCGGCGAGCUCGUGGACUGCAUGACGAAGGAGCGGUUCGCGCACAAGCUCGUCAUCGUGCUCGCCGGCUACGAGGCGGACAUGGACAAGCUCAUGGCCACGAACGAGGGCCUGCGCGGCCGCUUCACCGAGAUGGUGUUCCCGAACAUGCGGCCCAAGGACUGUCUUCGCCUCCUCCAGAAGAAGCUGGAGAAUAAGAAGAUCAGGAUCCUCGGCCCGAGGAAACAGGGGUCGCUGGAUAAGGUCGUGGACCUCUUCGAGAGCCUGAGCGGGACGGAGGCGUGGGCGAAUGCGCGCGAUGUGGAGACCAUUUCUAAGCGUAUUAUUCGCUUGGUUUUCAUGAAGAAGUUGCCCGCUGGGGAGCAUGCGGAGUUCGCGCUGGAAGAGGUUGCUGCUGUAUUGAAGCAGCUGCUUCGGGAACGGGGUGGUUAG